CUGUACAGUGCAAUACGGCAGCAAUCAAGUAUAUAAGAAGACUAUUACUUGAAUUGGUUUACAGAAGAUGAAAAUCCUGGUUAAAAUAGUGAUAUUCUGAGAUCCUGCAUACAGUACAACAAUGCCUCCUCCCGGUGUGUGUAUGAGUAUAAUGCAGGAGCGCCACAAGAAAGAGGGUGUUGGGAGUCUUACCAACCCAGAGAAACACAGCAACCAAGACUUCCAGCAGCUGACGCAAUACUGUUUGGCCAGGGGAGUGAGGUACAUCGAUGAGAUGUUCCCCCCAGACCAUAACUCCAUUGGUGAUGGUCUCCUUUCCCCUGAUGACAUGAGCAGAGUGGUGUGGUUGAGACCAGCGAAAAUGGUACAGUAUCCAGAUUUUAUUCUUGAUGGACUUUCAAGGUUUGACUUUGGGCAAGGAAUGGUUGGAGAUUGCUGGUUUCUUGCUUCCAUUGGGGCUUUGACGUUCCAGAAGGACAUCCUGGAACAAGUAGUACCCCUAAAGCAAAGCUUUAAAGAGGAUUACUGUGGAAUAUUCCACUUCAGGUUCUGGAGGUUUGGGAAGUGGGUGGACGUUGUGAUCGAUGACAAGCUACCAACAGUUGACGGCAGGCUCGUUUUCGUUCAUUCAAAAACUCCCAAUGAGUUUUGGCCCGCCUUGCUGGAGAAAGCCUAUGCCAAGGUGUGUGGCUCCUACGCAGACAUGAAUUUAGGGACCCCUGCAGAGGCUAUGAUGGACUUCACUGGAGGGGUUCACAUCACAUUCAAGCUCACCGACGCUCCAUCAACUCUGUGGGACCUCCUGUUCAGAGCUGUCCAAUCCAAGUCUCUGAUGGGGUGUAACACACCUCAAGAGGAAACAUCAGCGAACACGGUGACACCCAACGGAUUAGUGAGGGGUCAUGCCUACACCGUCACAGGAGUUAAACAGAUCAUGAGCAAAGGCAGGCCAGUGAAUCUGAUCCGCCUCUUCAACCCCUGGGGCCGGGGAGAGUGGAAGGGAGGCUGGAGCGAUAAGUCAUCCAUGUGGCAAACAGUGAGUCCUGACGAUCGGAAGAUGUGUCUGUCAGUGAAAGAGGAUGGGGAAUUCUGGAUGACAAUGGAAGACUUCUGUAGGCACUUCACAGAUGUGACUAUCUGCUGUAUGUGCCCUGAUUUUCUUGACGGCAACUCUAAAGGUCUUUGGACACACUCCUUACAUGAUGGCAGAUGGGUUGCAGGAACCACUGCUGGUGGUUGCAUGAAUUUCCCAGACAGUUUCUGGACAAAUCCCCAGUAUCGGGUGAAGAUUGAGAGAUUAGACAGGGACUGCUCUGAGACACAGGGGGACAACAAUAUGUUGGUAUCUCUGAUGCAGAAGCCUGACAAGAGAAACAGACGCCUGGUCAAAAUUCUCCACAUCGGCAUCAACAUCUUCGAGGUGCCUGCCCAAUUCAAAGGACAGAGGGGGAAGUUUCCUGCCGUCUUCUUCAGCAACAAUGUGCCUGUCGCCCAAUCGAAGAAGUACCUGAACGCUCGGACAGUGGUGCUGUUCUGCAGGCUGAAACCUGGUGAAUACCUGAUCGUGCCAUCAGCCUUCAACCCAAAUGAAACCGCCUCCUUCAUCCUGUCCAUCCUCUCCAAGGCAGAGACCCACAUCCAUGAAAAUUCAAUUGACCAGGAUACUGUGGAAAUCACAAAGCCCAUGCCUACCCACAAUAGAGCAGAUAUGGACAACAAACAAACUCUGUUUCGGCAAUAUUCUGAUCAGUUUGAGGAGGUGGACGCUGAACAGCUUCAGAGGAUUCUAAAUGAAACUCUCCUCCAAGGAAAUACAAAGAAAACACAAGGCUUCAGCUUGGAGUCCUGUCGCAGCAUGGUGGCAUUAAUGGAUACAUCAAUCACUGGAAAACUGAACAGUGCUGAAUUUCUACAUCUAUGGAGAAAAGUUACCGUGUACAAGGACAUCUUCUUACGUUCAGAUGUGAACCGUUCCGGAAUGUUGUCAUUGAGUCAACUGAGGAACGCAAUCAUGGCUUCAGGGGUCAGGCUGAGUGACAGUCUGCUGAACCUCAUUGCUCUGCGCUACGGUGGAUCUUCUGGUAACAUCAGCCUGGAGAGUUUCAUCAGCCUCGUUCUACGCGUGGACCGCAUGGCCAAAAUAUUCAGACAACUCAACGAGGGAGGGGCCAUAUCUCUUCGAGACAAUGAGUGGAUGUACAUCACUAUGUAUGCAUAAACUACAGACCAAAUAGGAUGGACAGAAGACCGUUAGAAUCGUAAAGUUUGAAAAAGUUCUACGGCGGUGCUUUGCUGGACAAAUCAAUACACUUCUUUGCGACAAUUUCAAGAGUAUUUCGUUGCACUUAAAAAACUUGAUAGAGUAUCUUGAUGAAUCCUACAGCAACUUCUUUCCACCAAAUCCUCACGCUUGUCUUUUCUUACAAGCACUGACUACUUUAAGGAAGAAAUGUACUCAGGCUGCUAUGACUGAUGUGUGUUUGUCUCACCUAGCCAUCGUAAGAUGGAUGCACUAACUGUAAGUUGCUUUGCUAAAUGACUAAAAGCUGUCAUCAAGGCAGAG
Molecule: messenger RNA, 2563 nt
Organism: Salvelinus namaycush (lake trout)
Lineage: Eukaryota; Metazoa; Chordata; Actinopteri; Salmoniformes; Salmonidae
Product: calpain-1 catalytic subunit-like
Exons: 22
Coding region: 122-2218 (698 amino acids)
Biological process (GO): proteolysis
Cellular component (GO): cytoplasm
Molecular function (GO): calcium-dependent cysteine-type endopeptidase activity; calcium ion binding
Source: RefSeq, a predicted model, not a curated record